CAUUUGUCCCCCCCUUCCUCCUCGUCUCUCUAACCACUGCUUUAAUUCAAACGGACCAAACACUUCUCUUUCUCACUUUCUCUCUCUUAAUUUAAAGCUCUAACCCACACAUUCUGUGACUCUUCUUUGCUUUUCUUCCAUUUCUAGCAAACUGGGUUUUUUGUUUGCUACACUUUCAAUCAUUUCUCAUGAGAAUUUGCUAACUUUUAUUCCCAGCAGAUAGCCAGAUUCUGGACAACUUCCUCUUCUAGUCCAGUCGUGCAGAGCUGAAGACAUGCCAUUAUUGAAGCCACCUGAAGGGCCUCAAAGGCCAUCAUCAACGAUAAGAGGUUCACGACAUGUUAGGACCUCGAGCUCCGAUUCUGAUCCACUCCAUCGUUCAAUCACAGAUAGGACCCCAAGGCUUAGCGACCAUCGAUCCCCGAGGGGCACUCAGUCAGACCCGUUAAACCAGAAAAAACUCGGUACUCGAAUCAUGGAUCUAGAAACUCAACUGGGACUAGCUCAGCAUGAGCUUAAGAGUCUGAAACACCAGUUAUCUUCUGCUGAAGCUGAAAGAAAGCAUGCCCAAGAAGAAUUGCAUAAGAGGGGCAGCAAGAAAGAGGCCACAGUUAGAAAAGCUGUUCGGCGAGUAAAGCCUACUCCUGUUGCAGAAACCCGAAAGAGAAACUCAAGGGACAAGCCUGGAGAUGAUGCUCCUGAAGAAAUUCAUCGAGAAACUGAUGUUUUUGAGGUCCCGGUGGAGAAAAUGUUAGUUGAGUCCAAGGCUGAACUGAGCCACUGUUCUGUCGAGGAUUUGAAAGACACCAAGUCACUAGAUUCUUCAAUAUCAGAACCUGAAAAGCCUCCAUUGUGUGUUGAAGAUGAAGCAGACUCGAAGAGCGAGGAGAUAGAUCAAAUGAGAGCCGUGUUGGAAGAGAAAGUCAAGGAACUACAGGUGGUAAUUGAAGAAAAUGAGACCCUGAAGAAACAACUAAAUGAAGCAAAAUCAGAGAUAGCCUUGGCUUGUAGCAGGGAAGAAGAGAUGGCGCUAAAAGUGGAUCAACUAGGGCAAGAUUUAGAAAUGAGCAAAGCAAAAGAAGCUCAUUUAAAGGAGAAGCUAGUUGAUACAGAAGCAGUAAAAGAGUUGUUGGAGAUUGAGAUGAAUAAGAUGAAGGUGCAAACCGAGCAAUGGAGGAAGGCGGCAGAUGCUGCUGCUUCUGUGCUUGCUGGUGGGGUAGACAUGAAAGGGCGUAUCUCGGAGAGAUGUGCUUCCAUGGAUAAUCACUUCAACAGCAUUUUUGAGCCGCCACCCAUCACUGGAUUCGGUGGGUAUCCUGUAUCACCAGGCGCAGGUGAUGAUCCAGAUGACAGUUAUGGGGGCGGAAAGAAGAAGGGUUCAGGAAUUAGGAUGUUGGGGGACUUAUGGAAAAAGAAGGGACACAAAUGAAUUUAUUGAUGAAUUGUGAGCUAUUCAUGUCAGCUUUGUGAAUGUUGCCGUGUUUUGUGCAGAAAAAUGGUUGCUUACCAUUUCGUAGGUGCUUCAUUGUAGUUACAGUCAGGAGUACUAAUUAAAAUGAGAUUGUUUGCCUUUGUAAUAGCUUUAAGACUAUGACUUAGAUAUCACUGUAUUUUUAUCGCAUGGAAGAUGGUUGGUCCUGCAAA
Beta vulgaris subsp. vulgaris (sugar beet) is the source of this 1644-nucleotide messenger RNA. Its product is annotated as interactor of constitutive active ROPs 4. The coding region runs from base 275 to 1429 and encodes 384 amino acids. The transcript has 3 exons. The record is from RefSeq and is a predicted model, not a curated record. Lineage: Eukaryota; Viridiplantae; Streptophyta; Magnoliopsida; Caryophyllales; Amaranthaceae.